UCCUCCCGCGCAGGCGCAGUGUUCCGGCACGGAGCCGGGCUGUGUCGGUUGUACCGGCUGCUGGGUUGUCUGCGUGAGCGCCUGCGCAUUGAGGGCGGUCCUCCCACGCAGGCGCAGUGUCCCGGCCCGGUGGUGGUGUGUGUGUGUCGGUUGCUGUGUUUCUGUCAGCUCCCUGUUCCCGGGGCCUGAGCACAGGCCGCUACCUGCGGAGACAUGUUUUCAGCACUGAAGAAGCUGGUGGGCACGGAGCAGGUCCCGGGCAGGGAGAGGAUUAUCCCCGCGGGCUUACAGAGCAUGAACCAGAGCCUGCAGCGGAGAUUCGCCAAAGGAGUUCAGUACAACAUGAAGAUUCUGAUACGAGGUGACAGAAACACAGGCAAGACUACACUCUGGCACAGACUGCAGGGCAAGAAGUUUGUGGAGCAGUACAUUCCAACACAGGAGAUCCAGGUCACCUGCAUUCACUGGAGCUACAAGACAACUGAUGACAUUGUGAAGGUGGAGGUGUGGGAUAUAGUGGAUAAAGGUAAAAGUCGGAAAAAAGGAGAUGUCCUGAAACUGGAGAAUGACCCACAAGAGUCGGAUGCAGAACUGGCUCUGGAUGCAGAGUUCCUCGAUGUCUACAAGAACUGUAAUGGCGUGAUCAUGAUGUUUGACAUCACCAAGCAGUGGACGUUCAGUUAUAUCAUGAAAGAACUCCCGAAAGUGCCAGACCACAUUCCAGUCUGUGUGCUUGGGAACCAUCGUGACAUGGGAGAGCAUCGGGUCAUCCUGCCUGACGAUGUCAGGGACUUCAUAAAGAGCAUCAACAGGUCGCCGAGAUCAUCCUAUAUUCGCUAUGCAGAAUCAUCAAUGCGGAAUGGCUUUGGCCUGAAGUAUUUGCACAAAUUUUUCAAUAUUCCAUUUCUCCAGUUGCAGCGAGAGACAUUGUUGAGGCAACUGGAGACCAACCAGCUUGAUAUCGAUGCCACACUGGAAGAACUGUCUGUACAGAAUGAAACUGAGGACCAGAAUUAUGAACUAUUCCUGGAGCUGAUGGAUAACAAGAACCGGGGUUUCAAUUCUCCCGUAGCAACCAAUGGCCAAAGCCCAUCCUCUGGGUCACAGUCACCUGUGGUACCCCUGAGCUCAGCAUCCACCACCAACUCCAGCCCUGGAACACCUCAAGCUCCUGUGCAAGCAUGUCCUUCUCCAUCAAUGUCCCCUCCUCCAGCAUUAGGGUCAGCCCUGACUGACCCAAACCUGGCCCCUGAGGUAUGCCCCACACCGCUCGGUGCUCCCCAGGUCCCCACCAGCACCCAGGCUGCACCGGUCACUCAGCGUCGCAGCUUCAUCUCACGACUGUUUGGCCCCUCCUCCACACCAGAACCUCCUGUUCCCAAGGCUGAUACCCCAUCUCCGAAUUCCGCAGAGGGAGAAGUGAAGAUGCAAAAUGUUGAUGACUUUGUCCCUGAUGAAGGAAUUGAUAAGAGUUUCCUUGAAGAUCCAAAUCCUCAGAAGGAAGGCCACAGUGGGAGACAACAGGAGAGCGACAGUGACGGAGAGCGCAAAGGAAAUCCAAUGGUCGCGGUUUUCCAGGAUGACCUCGAUCUCGAUGACCAGAUGCUGCAGGAUCCCUAUGUGAAAUCGCAGAUUCCCAGUAAAGACAUCACUCUGUCCAGUGAUGAAGAGGAGAGUUCAAAAGUCACCAUUCAUCCAGAUCCACUAAAACGGGCUUCCAAAGGUUUAAAAUCCCAGGGCAGAGCUCCAACCAAAGCCUUCGAGCAGGACCUUGGCAUCCGUUCAUCAACCAACCAACCAGAGCAUGUUAACAACAGAAAUCCAGCCUCCAGUUUACCUGGGAACAGUUUCCUAACUUCAGUCUCAUCUCUGGCCUCUCCGCUCAUCCCAGUGCCAGCAUCGCUCCAUGCUACUGAGGAUAAAGGCCAGAACAAACCAGCAAUGCAAGAAUAUAGGGAGUCAUCAGAGAGUGAUCUCGAGGGACCAAUUGCAAAGCAAUUGCUGUCUUUUGUCAUGGAUGACCCAGACUUUGAGAGUGAUGAUUCCAACAGAAAAAACACAGCCGAGGCAUUCCCAGUUCGAGAGGACAGCUCUGAACUCUCCAAUGAUGAACUCGGUCUCGGAAAACCCAGCGUGCCAGUGAAAGCAUCAAUCCGGCCCACAAUGCAGACCACUGACUUCGACCUGUUUGGCUUGGGCAUUGGUACUAAAACUCCUGCAGCUCCAGAAAGCAGCAAUGAAGAGAAAACCAGCAAGGGUUCCUCCAAAGAAAAGAAGAAGAAGAAGAAAAAACUUCGAGAGGAGGAUGAGAAAUUGGAGAAGAAGCGACACAAGCCAAGGAAGAAUAAAGAGAAGGAGAAAGAUGCAACAGAGGAGAGACCAAAAAAGGAGAAGCCAGCAACAUCUGACGACAAGAGGAGGAGGAAGAAAGUGAAGACCAAGGACAAAGCUGAUGAGGAUGUGGAGGAUUUGGAGAAGUUUCUAAUUGGCAGCGGUGAUACACGUGCUGUGAGGAGCAAGGGGAGUGGAGACUAUGAGGAACUAUAGACUUGGCCUGAAAUCUGCAUUGUCUUCAUAUUACUUCCCUGUUCCCUCACUUUAAAACCCCCCGUCUAACAUUGGCACAGACGUGUGCCUGAGCUUUGUGGGAUAAACUGUUAGUGCCGAGCUCUGGGGAUUCCACUCGACUCCCAUCCCAGGCUGAUUUUGUACAUUUCUAACUAUUUGUAGGCUGGCUGGUUUUUGAAGGUGUGCUGCUGUGAUGCAGGGCUGAAACUUGCCCCAGCGGCCUGGUUACUUCAAUCAAAUGAUCAGUGCCUCAACAGCCCGAGGGUCAUUUCCUUUUUCCAGUCUCUUGAGAAAUGAGUGGGUUCUGCAAAGUUUUUAGCCUUGAGCCACAGAGUCAAUGGUGAUCAGAUCCAAUCUGGUUUCAGGAUCCAUGAAACUUACUGCAGGCCACGGCUCUGCCUAUUGGCUCCGUGUAAUGCCCACUCCAUCCCAAUUCUCUACCAGUUACGUUGCACAGCACUGAUGAACAACUCCCACCUACCCCAAAAGUUUUGACUGCAUGAUAUUAAAACUUCUUGGAUAUCUGAGAGUUCAGGAUGCUUUGUCUGUUUCCCCUUCACCAUUCCCAAUGGUAGCCUUCCCUGGGAAAUGCGCUGGUCCUCUGCUGGAAGCAAAGACUGAUGCUAGUUGCUGGUCUCUCGCUACCUCAAUCGGGUUCCCAGCAUGUUUGGAAUGAGUGAGGAUCCACAUCUGAGCUCACUCUCAUUAGCUUCUAUUUCCAUCCUAUCGGUUAAAAAGUCACAGAAGUAGCUUGCUGUGACUUUGAAUUGAGUGAAAAGAAGAGCAAGUGUAAUUAAGGCAGGCUACAGUUGCAAAUAAAACUGUAAUGACUAGUG
Hemiscyllium ocellatum (epaulette shark) is the source of this 3404-nucleotide messenger RNA. Its product is annotated as rab-like protein 6. Bases 214 to 2547 code for a protein of 777 amino acids. NCBI's taxonomy places the organism in Eukaryota, Metazoa, Chordata, Chondrichthyes, Orectolobiformes, Hemiscylliidae. Gene Ontology annotation, cellular component: nucleus; cytosol. Gene Ontology annotation, molecular function: GTPase activity; GTP binding. The transcript has 15 exons. The record is from RefSeq and is a predicted model, not a curated record.